AUCAUGUCAAAACCAUGACCUAUUGGUACACCAUCUCCGCUGUUCAUGAGUCGAGAGCGCUUCGACAACCAAUCCUUUGGAAAAGGAAACUCGGCCGAUAAAAGAACCUGUCACGGGCAACGUUAAUAAUGUGUGUACAGUACAUCUUGUUCCCUCCCCGCCGGCCCGGUUGGUGGUGGGACUCUAUUCCUCAAACACCGCCGAUAGCAGUGACGUUCCAUCCCCCUCCACCACACAAACGGGGGUUGAGGUGGGAAAGUCAUCAGCAUACUUUGGGGCUGUUGCCGCAAAAAGUCUGUGAUGUCAGGCUUCUUGCGACGAGACGGGUCCCCGGGAGGGGAGAACCCCCUCGAAGGAGGGGCGUGGGCGAACCGCAAAGACUUUUUUGCCUGUCCACCUGGGUGUAAUUGCUCCCUCAUAAGCAAAGGCACCUUUCGUCUUGCCCCUCUCUCGUAUCUAUCUUUCCUCUCUGUCCUCACAAUACGAAAGCCGAAGAUACCUGCAAGCCUAACUACCA
This is a messenger RNA of Colletotrichum acutatum, 517 nucleotides long. RefSeq lists its product as uncharacterized. Lineage: Eukaryota; Fungi; Ascomycota; Sordariomycetes; Glomerellales; Glomerellaceae. The transcript has a single exon. Bases 129 to 407 code for a protein of 92 amino acids. The record is from RefSeq and is a predicted model, not a curated record.